Molecule: messenger RNA, 1434 nt
Organism: Truncatella angustata
Lineage: Eukaryota; Fungi; Ascomycota; Sordariomycetes; Amphisphaeriales; Sporocadaceae
Product: major facilitator superfamily domain-containing protein
Exons: 6
Coding region: 1-1434 (477 amino acids)
Biological process (GO): transmembrane transport
Molecular function (GO): transmembrane transporter activity
Source: RefSeq, a predicted model, not a curated record
AUGGCCACUGUCAUCUGUUUGGCCAUGUUGAUGUGCAACUUCCUUGCUGCAGGGCCUACGAUUGCUAUCGUGUCGACCGCUAUGGAUUUCUUUCCAACAGAACCCGUCCCUACUGCCAUCAGCAAAGUGGCGUAUUUCUUUACAACGACAGCUUUGUUACAGGGAACGAGCAAUUUUGUCUGGGUGCCCCUUAUGAAUAAAUUCGGACGCCGACCAAUAUAUAUCACCAGCUACGCACUGUACUUUGCCUGCACUGUAUGGCUGAUCUUCGAGAAAGGUUAUGGGGGGUUCCUCGCAGGGCGUAUCCUCAUCGGCGUUGGCGCUGGUGCCGCUGAAACCAUUGCUCCCGUGUCAAUUGCCGAUGUCUUCUUCCUGCAUGAGCGUGGUUUCGUCAUGUCCAUGUACACCUGUUUUCUUUCGAUAGGAGUGGCCCUUGGUAUUUUCGUGGACGGUUUCAUCGUCCUUCACAAUGAUUGGCGGGUUAUUUACCAAGUUGCCGCUGGUCUUAUUGGUUUUGUUCUCGUCUUGGCCUUUUUUACGUUUCCAGAGACGGCAUAUAUCCGAUCUAUACCAUCAGUACGUGUUGCUGAGAGCACUACGUCAGAUAAGGUACAAACUUCCAACUCGGAUAUCGAGUCUACGUCGGCACCGCGGCUGCAGAGAGAAACAUAUUUGCAAAGCCUCAAAAUUUUCCACAGGGUGUGGACGGAGGAGAGUUUGUUUAAGAUGUUUGUGCGGCCUAUUGGCCUAAUUCUUUUACCACCCGUACUUUGGGCUGCUCUUGUGCAAUCUGUCACCAUUGGCUUUGUGGUCGCCGUUACAUCCAAUGUGGCAUCUGCAUAUCAAACAGCAUAUGGAUUCGAGCCCUGGCAGAUCGGUCUCUGCUUCCUCGCGGCCGUGAUAGGCUCGUUACUUGGUAUACCUGCUGGAGGCACGUUGGCUGACAUGGUCGCGGAUUGGUUCACUAAGCGCAAUGGGGGUAUAAGAGACCCUGAGAUGCGUCUUCCUGCUAUGACCCUUUGCCUUAUAACAACGCCCCUUUCAUUGGUUCUAUAUGGUGUGGGAAUUGAGAAGCAAUUGCACUGGAUCUGUCCCACUAUUGGGCUUGGUCUACUCAACUUCUCCAUCUCCCAAGGCACCAACGUCUGUCUCGUCUAUGUCAUUGAUGCAUAUCGGCCAGUCGCUGGUGAGAUUACGCUUGCAGUCAUGGGCUUCAAAUCAAUGUUUGGGUUUCUCCUUUCCUUCUACACCAAUCCUUGGGUCGAGCAGUCGGGUUAUCUGAAUGCGUAUGGCGCCAUGGCCGGAAUUGCUGCUGCCGUUUUAUUGAUGUGGAUUCCUCUCUAUAUAUGGGGUAAGGCUAUCCGUCACACUACUUGGCACUGGCCUCUGCUAUCUUACAUUCAUUGGGAUGAUGAUAGAGAAGUGGGCGAGUAA